AGGGCGGUUUAGGCUGCUAGGCUGCACAGUGUAGAUAUGAAAGUUUUCAAUUCACAGCAACAUGUCUGAGACAGAAGAUGAUUUUGCAACUGGAAACCCUAAACUCAAUGAAUUGCCCGAUCAGUCCAGUGUGGUGAGGAAGGCUGUAGAGAUUAUAAGGCAGAGAGCACAGGCUGAGAGUGGUCAUUGGCCGCUGGGCUUGUCUGAUGAUUUCUUGCUGAGGUUUCUAAGAGCCAGGGACUUCUACAUAGACCAGGCAUUUAGGCUAUUAAAAAACUAUCAUAAAUGGAGAGAAGAGUGCCCAGAAAUAACUGCAGAUUUGCGGCCCUCUCCUGUUCUCGAUCUCUGUCGUGCUGGCUACCAUGGGGUUCUGAAGACAAGAGAUGAUUUAGGAAGUAAAGUUCUUAUUUAUAGAAUUGCACAUUGGGACCCAAAGCAGUUCACAGCAUAUGAGGUGUUUCGUGUAAGUCUAAUAACGUCAGAGCUAAUAGUAAAGGACAUAGAGACGCAAAGGAAUGGUGUGAAGGCCAUAUUCGAUCUCCAAGGGUGGCGGCUUGUACAUGCAUUUCAAAUUACCCCAAUGAUAGCCAAAAGAAUUGCUGCAGUGAUGACAGAUUCAUUCCCAUUAAAAGUUCGUGGAAUACAUCUUAUAAAUGAACCUUUGUUCUUUCAUCCUGUCUUUUCAUUAAUUAAACCAUUUCUUCCUGAGAAAAUAAAACAGCGGAUACACAUGCAUGGGAACAACUAUUUAUCAAGUCUCCACCAACACUUCUCAGAGAAUAUUCUUCCGCCAGAAUAUGGAGGAACCGGACCAUCAAUGAAAGAACUUUGUGAAGAAUGGACAGAUUACAUGAUGAGCUCAGAAGAUUACCUUCUUAGUAUAUCUCAGGACUUAUAACAAACACUGAAUAACUAUGCAAGUCAGCUUUCUAAUUAACUGACCAAAAGCUUCUGUUUAUAGCAUUAUAAUUGGACAUCUGACUUUAAUUGUGUCAGUGGUUUUGUGAAAUAUUUUGACUAAUUCAGCUUAUUGCGUAUACAUUAGUGGAACAUGUGACAAGUGCACACAAGGAUCUACAAAUUAUGGAGUUUAUUAAGAGAUUUGGGACAAUGACAGUAAGAACACCCUGGAUUCAAAGCUUCAGUUUUACUAUGUAGCCCUUGUUGCUUGAUCUAUAGGUGAUUCAAUGACUAUGCAUAAGAUUUUGGCUAAUAUCUGCUGUCAAAAUUUGUUUUGGUGGUAUUGCAAUGAGUUUAGUUACUGUAGAAUUUGACAUUGCAGUGUCAGCACCAGUAAACAAUAUUUGUUCAACUUAAAAUACUGGAAAAUAUGCACUUUAUUUCAGACUAGUUAAAAACAUUAGUACAUUUUAGAUGCAUGUGACUGCUCUUUAUAUGUCUGCGUCUUUUAAAGGGAUACUAAACCCAAUUUUUUUCUUUCAUUAUUCAGAUAGAGCAUGCAAUUUUAAGCAACUUCCUAAUUUACUCCUAUUAUCAAUUUUUAUUUGUUCUCUUGGUAUAUUUUAUACAUUUAGCCACCAAUUAGCAAGCACUACCCAGGUGCUAAACCAAUAAUGGUCCGGCUCCUAAGCUAACAGUCCUGCUUUUCAAAUAAAGAUACCAAGAGAACAAAGACAAAUUGCUAAAAGGCGUAAAUUACAAAAGUUGCUUAAAAUUGCAUGAUCUUUCUGAAUCAUGAUAGAAAGAAUUUGGGUUCAGUAUCCCUUUAAAGCUAUGUUAGACAGUAAACUUUAACGCAUAUGUAUCUUUUCGGUUGAAAGAAAAUGUAUUGCCUAGGAAUUCUGUUAAAUGCUGUAGUUGACUAAGACACAAUGAUAACCAUGUCUCUCAUGAGAAUUAAUUUAGAAACUUGUAAAAAUGUAUUUUUAUAGGAACAUUCUAAAAGAAGAAUAUAAUGCUCAAAGUCAUUGUUUCUCAACCGCGGUCCUCAAGUACCCCCAACAGGCCAGGUUUUCAUUAUAGCUCAACCAGUACACAGGUGAAAUAAUCAGCUUAUGGGUGAGAGCAGGUUAGUAACCAUGGUGUUACUGAUCAGCUGAUGACUUCACCUGUGCACUGGUUCAGCUAUAAUGAAAACCAGGCCUGUUGGGAGUACUUGAGGAAUGCGGUUGAGAAACACUGCUCUAAGUCAUUAGAGCAUUUUAUUUUAAUACUGCUGCCCUUUGAAAACAAUGGUCUGGAUUCCAUUGGUGGUAUUACAGGAAUACUAAAGUCAAAAUUAAACUUUCAUGAUGCAGAGCGAGCACACACUUUUAAACAACUUUGCAAUUCACUUCCAUUAUCAAAAUGUGCAUGUAUACACAAAUAUACACACACACACACAUAUUUAGACAUUCAAACACAUUAUCAUAUACCAUAUACCUUUUAACCCUUAUAAAAAUGUGUUAUUAAUAUUUACAUUAAUAAUUUGUAUUAUAUAGUAAAUAUAUGAGUGUAACAGUUUACUUUAAUGCAUUUAUGUUGUGUUUGGUGCACAUUUUAGCCCUAACCCUUUACGCAAGGUCUUCAGUUUCGUUAAAGGGACACUAAACCCAAAUUUGUUCUUUCAUGAUUCAGAAAGAGCAUGCAAUUUUAAGCAACUUUCUAAUUGACUCCUAUUAUCAUGUUUUCUUCGUUCUCUUGCUAUCUUUAUUUGAAAAGCAGGAAUGUGAUGCAUAUGAGCCAGACCAUUUUUGGUUGAGAACCUGGGUUAUGCUUGCUUAUCGGUGGGUAAAUAUAAGCCUCCAAUAAGCAAGUACUAUCCAUGGUGCUGAACCUAAAAUGCGCUGGCUGCUAAGAUUUACAUUCCUGCUUUUAAAAU
Messenger RNA from Bombina bombina (fire-bellied toad), 2821 nucleotides. RefSeq names its product alpha tocopherol transfer protein (gene TTPA). The coding region runs from base 62 to 898 and encodes 278 amino acids. Gene Ontology annotation, cellular component: membrane. Lineage: Eukaryota; Metazoa; Chordata; Amphibia; Anura; Bombinatoridae. The transcript is spliced from 5 exons. Gene Ontology annotation, molecular function: phosphatidylinositol bisphosphate binding. The record is from RefSeq and is a predicted model, not a curated record.